This is a messenger RNA of Fukomys damarensis (Damara mole-rat), 2229 nucleotides long. RefSeq names its product frizzled related protein (gene Frzb). Bases 1 to 1284 code for a protein of 427 amino acids. Gene Ontology annotation, biological process: non-canonical Wnt signaling pathway; canonical Wnt signaling pathway. The transcript is spliced from 9 exons. The record is from RefSeq and is a predicted model, not a curated record. Gene Ontology annotation, molecular function: Wnt-protein binding. Gene Ontology annotation, cellular component: cytoplasm. NCBI's taxonomy places the organism in Eukaryota, Metazoa, Chordata, Mammalia, Rodentia, Bathyergidae.
AUGGCGAUGGCCUCUUUGGUAAAGAAGGGCACUGCCAGGCGAGCUGUGUCAUCGAAAACCAGAAAUUGCCUCACUGACAGCAACCAGAAAUACUGUUAUGUGGAAACAAAACCCUAUAGUCAGUUCCCUGGAUUUCAAGCAGAGUUUGAGAAUCAUGGCCCUGAUGUUGCUGCACAUACCAAGUGGGAAGCUUUCAUUGACUUGCUUGGAGACAGGAAAGGGCAUACUUUUCCAAGAGAGUGUAACUCUUGGGAAGUACUAGGUCUGCAGAGUAGUAUCUCAGGGCUGGGCCUCGAACCCCCUACCGUCGUGAAUCCUGGUUUUGGUUUCCGGAGAGCAAGGAACAGCUGGUUUAAAGGAGAGACCGAUUUCAGCGAUCAGGAGCAAAGCGCGGCUCGGGCGGCGGCCUGCGAGCCCGUGCGCAUCCCGCUGUGCAAGUCUCUGCCCUGGAACAUGACCAAGAUGCCCAACCACCUGCACCACAGCACCCAGGCCAACGCCAUCCUGGCCAUCGAGCAGUUCGAAGGGCUGCUGGGCACCCACUGCAGCCCCGACCUGCUCUUCUUCCUCUGCGCCAUGUACGCCCCCAUCUGCACCAUCGACUUCCAGCACGAGCCCAUCAAGCCCUGCAAGUCGGUGUGCGAGCGGGCGCGGCAGGGCUGCGAGCCCAUCCUCAUCAAGUACCGCCACGCGUGGCCCGAGAGCCUGGCCUGCGACGAGCUGCCGGUGUACGACAGGGGCGUGUGCAUCUCUCCCGAGGCCAUCGUCACUGCGGACGGAGCCGAUUUUCCUAUGGAUUCUAGUAAUGGAAACUGUAGAGGGGCCAGCAGUGAGCGCUGCAAAUGUAAGCCUGUUAGAGCUACACAGAAGACCUAUUUCCGGAACAAUUACAACUAUGUCAUUCGGGCUAAAGUUAAAGAGCUGAAGACCAGGUGCCAUGAUGUGACGGUGGUGGUGGAGGUGAAGGAGAUUCUGAAGGCCUCUCUGGUGAACAUCCCAAGGGACACCGUCAACCUGUACACCAGCUCUGGCUGCCUGUGUCCCCCCCUCAGUGUUAAUGAGGAGUAUAUCAUCAUGGGCUACGAAGAUGAGGAACGCUCCAGGUUACUCUUAGUGGAAGGCUCCAUAGCAGAGAAAUGGAAAGAUCGACUUGGUAAAAAAGUUAAGCGCUGGGAUAUGAAGCUCCGUCAUCUUGGCCUGAGUAAAAGUGACUCUAGCGUCAGUGAUCCGGCCCAGAAUCAGAAGUCCAGCAGGCCCUCUCUUCCCCAGCAAGCACGCAACUAACCCUGAAAUGCAGAGUGACAUCAGUGGCCUUCUACUAAGACUUGCGUUGCUGGACUAGCAAAGGAAAAUUGCACUAUUGCACGACAUAUUCUAUUGUUUACUACAAAAAUCACGUGGUAACUGGUAUUUCUUCUCUUUUUCUGUUUUUCUCCUCCCUCUACCCCCACCUGUUAAAUCCCUAAAUAUAUUAUGUGUUUUCUCUUUCACUAAUCAUGGAAAAACUGUUAUUCUGCAAUAAUAAUAAAUUAAACUUGUUGAUACCAGGGCCUCCUUGCUGGAGUCCCCGAUGUUCAUUUCCGCUUCUGCUCUCAGACCGGGAAUGCGGUAUUGGAUGUAAAGCGACAUUUCUGGUGUAUGCAGAAAGCCAGGUAGGCUGUAAAACAUCCUCUGGAGCUCUGAUUACAGCCUUAUUUUCGAAUGCUGGUUGGGUAUUCUCCUCAUGCUUAGACAGUUCUAAGUGCUUAUAAAGGUAAAAUGGCCGUUUGAAGCCAAAUGCCGCACAGGCAAAGCAAUCAAGCACCAGGAGGCAUUUAUGAGGCAACGACACACAAGAUGAAUUGUUUUCAAGGUUGGCAGGAAGCAAAAUAAAUAGUGCUGGUAGCCGAGGAGAGAACAUUUUGCCUGAUUGAGAAGCACAAGUGAAACCAGGAGCCUUUGGGGCAUUAACAGUAGCGUUUUUCUUUUGGCAGUAUAUUCAGUUUGUUCAUGAAUAUAUUAAUCGGCUUUAGGGAGUUGACUUAUAACUAGACAUCUGCUGUUGUCAUCCCGAUAGGGAAAAUUUUAAUAGCGAAAACUUAGGAAACGUCACAAUAUAAGAUAACUUCUGCCCCUCACUCUGCUUAGUUCAGAAUUAACCCCCACCAGAGACACCCAGUCUCCCCCAAAAGUUUUGUAAGUGAAAAGAACCAUUGUUAGCUUUGUUGACCAAACAAGCUCCCUUCCCCU